AUGCCUGGAACCGACGGUGCUAUGGCUUCGCGCUACUUCUUGGUGUCUCGUUCAAGAACCCUGACUCCCACAAUUGCACGUCAACAAUUUGAAAUGACUUUGAUGUCUAGAGCAGAAAAGCGUCAAGGAAAGCCAACUGAUGUCUACUUUCGCCUUUUUGGACCCAAAGUGAAGCAAUUUGAUGGGGAAUCGUUUAAUCACUCAAUUCGGAGGGGCAAAUUCACAUCACCGCACAGUCGGUGUUCACCCAUCAUCUGCAUUCCUAGUGAACAGAUAAAUAUUAACGGAAAGACUCUAGUUACUUUCACCAUUGACGGCUGUCAACGCCUUUCUCCAAGCUCCCAACUCGCUCUGGGCCAUGACGCCCCCGUCGAAGCAGCUGAUUGGCUACUUGAAAAAGUCCAGCUGAAGUGCUUAAACACUGGAAUUACGCAGACAUUUUGGUGCAAAAAGUGGUUCCCGUUUUGUGACAAUAAAGAGAGGAAAAAAGUUGUUGGACCGCAGUACACUGUCUUGAUGCCCAAGAGGACACCAGAUGCAAACUGGAGAGUUGAGGUGUACACAAGCAACUUGGCUGGUGCAGGCACAUCGGCCCGUGUCUACGCCACUCUUUAUGGAGAUCGGGGAAGAAGUGAUGAAUUGUGGCUCAACGAGACUCUCGCGUCCAACAAAAAUGCCCUCUUCCAACAAGAUUCGUGUAGUAUCUUCAAGUUAAACUUACCCUCCAUUGGCAGUCCAUACAAAAUGCGCAUUCGACACGACGCUACUGGCCCUUCACCAAACUGGCACCUUGAAAAGGUUGUUCUACAGCAUCUUCCAACUAAAAAGACGUAUCUUUUCGUAUGUGAUAAGUGGUUGGAGUCGGAGAAUGCUGAGGAGUCAGUUGUAUAUGAAAUGCCAGCAUUCGGCUUGGACAUUGCCCAUCCUGCAUCAGUACGAACAUACCGAGUGACUGUGGCAACUGGGCAACAGUCAGUGGAAAAUUUGGAUUCCAAUGUGCAUAUAAAUAUCUUUGGCAGUAUGGGUGAUACAGGCAUUCGAAGCCUACGCAAAAAAGGCGCGUUUUCACGAGGAAAGGUACCGUUUUUCUUCACUUAUUUUAUUUUUGCGGCCCUAAGGCUAAUCUGGUUUCGGACAUUCUAUCAAGUCUCCAUCCCCUCUUGA
This is a messenger RNA of Hydatigera taeniaeformis, 1164 nucleotides long. The record is from the annotation of a GenBank genome assembly. NCBI's taxonomy places the organism in Eukaryota, Metazoa, Platyhelminthes, Cestoda, Cyclophyllidea, Taeniidae.